UCAGCAGUUUCAGGAAAUGUUGUAUUUUCUGACAACAGGAAGCAACUUCCUGAAAAUCAUUAGCUUGGUCAAACAAGUGGUCAAUAGCCGGCACAUAAGUUUGAUGAGAAUGGCUAAAAGUAAAUUUGAAUAUGUAAAAGAAUUUGAACGUGAUGAUUGUUGUUUGCCAAAUUGUUGGAUUGUGGUUAGAAUAGAUGGAAGAAAUUUUUCGAAAUUUUGUGAAGCGCAUCAAUUUACCAAACCAAACGAUGUAGCUGCUUUGCAAUUAAUGAAUCGCGCGGCUAUUACGGUUAUGGAAGAUUUCAAAGAAAUCAUUUUAGGAUUUGGUCAAAGUGAUGAAUAUUCUUUCGUCUUUCGAAAAGACACUGAACUUUACAAACGAAGAGCUUCAAAAUUGAUGACAAAUGUGAAUUCUCUUUUUGCAUCAUCAUAUGUUUACCAUUGGCCUCGUUUCUUCCAAGGCAAAGAAUUAUAUUAUCCACCGUCUUUUGAUGCUCGCGUUGUAUUAUAUCCUACGGAUAAAAAUUUAAGGGAUUAUUUAGCAUGGAGACAAGCUGAUGCUCAUGUAAAUAAUUUAUAUAAUACUUGCUUUUGGAAUCUUGUAUUAAAAGGAAAAUUAACUCCAAGCCAGGCAGAGGUUAAGCUUAGAGGUACAUUGGCUUCACAUAAAAACGAAUUACUUUUUCAAGAAUUUGGUAUAAAUUACAAUAAUGAACCGCCACUUUUCCGAAAAGGAACUACACUUAUAAGAAAAUUAGUACCUGAUGGAACAGGUAGACUGAAACCUGCAGUCGUUCCAUUGGUAGAUGAUAUUAUUGGAGAUCGUUUUUGGAAAGAAAAUCCAGAAGUACUUGGAUUAAAAAGUUUAGCAACUUAUCAACCUCCAAAUUUAGUUAAUAAUGUUUCUACAAAUCCAAUCAGAACAACAAAACCACCAUCACCAACUGCUAACAUGAAACAUAUUAAUAAUACUCCACCAUCUUCAGUUGCUAAUGUGAAUUCUAUAAAUGAAGAAGUACAUCCAGUAAGAAGUAGAGAAUCAGAUGGAGAAAGAAUGCAAUGUGAAAGUGAACGAAUUUGUAGAAGAUAAGCAGUGUUUAUGUCUCUUUUUUUUAUAAUAAAUUUGAAAAAUAUCCUAACGGAAAAUAAUGAAAGUUUAUUUCCAGUAAUUAAGAAUAUUUU
Apis laboriosa (Himalayan honeybee) is the source of this 1182-nucleotide messenger RNA. RefSeq names its product probable tRNA(His) guanylyltransferase (gene THG). The transcript has 3 exons. Lineage: Eukaryota; Metazoa; Arthropoda; Insecta; Hymenoptera; Apidae. Gene Ontology annotation, biological process: tRNA modification. Gene Ontology annotation, molecular function: magnesium ion binding; tRNA guanylyltransferase activity. Bases 17 to 1090 code for a protein of 357 amino acids. The record is from RefSeq and is a predicted model, not a curated record.